AUGCCAGGAUUGUGCUAUACAUUGGCCCUUAUUGUGUACAAUAUAUGGUAUUGGUACGAUCAAUACGUAUUCAAUUUCUAUUAUCACGAAUCAGAAUCCGAUUAUUUUUAUCAUCUACGUGGAAUUUGGGAAGAAAUUGCAAGACUUGCAUUUGUUAUGUUCCUACUUCAAAUUGCAACAAUUUUAAUAGCAUUUAAUAUCGAAUAUGCCAGAUUUUUGAAAUACUUCAAUUACAUUUUCUUCUUUAUCUAUUUGGCACGAUUAGUUGCAUGCUUUGUUUACGCAAUUGGUGAAAAUAUAAAAGUUGGACGAAAUAAUCCAUUCUUUAGGGACUAUGGCUUAGUUUAUGAACUAUUGUAUGGUUCAUUAUAUUUAUAUUCAUUAAUUCUUCUCAAUAUAUGCCUAGUUUUAUCAAACAUCAAAAAAUAUAUUCCGAGGAAGCUUCAUAUUUACAUUUACGUUUCCAUUUUCUUCUUUGUACUUGGUUUAUUUGCUACAUUUGAAGGUGACUCAUUUUAUAACAGUAACUACAUCUGGAAAUAUCAAUAUAUAAAUUUGAGCAAAUUAAAUUACAUCAAACUCGUUAUACAGUUUACUCUGAACUUCUGUUUAGAUAUUCCAAAAUUAGUUAUCAUGUGGAUUUUGUCAACAAAUGAUUUUGAAGACGAUGAAACUGCAUCAUCAAUGGUAACUGAUAUUGGCUUAAUUAGUUGA
Molecule: messenger RNA, 714 nt
Organism: Trichomonas vaginalis G3
Lineage: Eukaryota; Parabasalia; Trichomonadida; Trichomonadidae
Exons: 1
Coding region: 1-714 (237 amino acids)
Source: RefSeq, a predicted model, not a curated record